GGAUAUUUUCAUAGGCGAUUUUGGACGUUAUCGAUCGGUAGCUAAGGAGCUCACGCGUUCUCUGGACGUAGUGAAAAUGUAUGAUGCACCUGCCCACCCAUUUCCAGAGACUGCCUUCAAUGAGAAGUGGAACGUCAACGAUACAUGGUGCAUUGUCCAGCUCAGCUUCGUCCGUUUAUCUCGCCAUUGAAUACUAUGGGACCAAGCUUCUUGUGGUCGAGCGAGCCGUCAAGAAGAAUGACAUCAGCUCCAAAAUAGUCCGCUAUCUUGGAGAGUGCACGGGCAACGAUCUCACGAGCGUGAACGUCACAUCAAUGAAAGGGAGACUGGAGGCGAUCUGGAGGGCCGAGAAUGUCAUUGACCCGUUGCUAUACCGCCCGGGUUUCGAGUCCACACAGGGUCAUCGCAAUAUUGGUGCUGAUAUACCUAUGCUUACGAGCGUCGGCUCCCCGCGUCAGGUCGGUACCGUAGCUCACCCUCAGGUUCACGUCUGGCAGUAUCUUCCGUUCGCCCAUGCCUAUGCAGGCAAGGACAAGUCACAGCGCGUCUGUUCGAUAGGAUGAGCAACAUUAUAGGAUGGUAUUACAAGCACUGUGCACGGAGGAUAUUUGAAUUUGAGAAUAAAUGGAGGAUGACGCGAUGCGCCCAGGGAGUUGACACAAUGAACUACCUUCAUUCCUGGUAUUGCGGCCAGAUGAUAAAUCAGGCACCAAGACGCGGCUGAACGUACCUAAAUCAAGGCCUGCGUUGAGGGUUGAGCACAGCAGAGAGGUUUGCAUAUACGCGGGAUCGCAGAGUUCGAACAACUUGACUACUCACCGGCAAAACCCCCCACUUUUGCCUGCGCAUCCACCACCCAAAUCAUUUCCCUCAUGUCCGGUAGCACCGUUUCCAAUAGUAGUUACUCAGAGUACCCGGAAUUUUAUACUCAAACAGUCACUUUCCUCGCAC
Messenger RNA from Pisolithus orientalis, 951 nucleotides. RefSeq lists its product as uncharacterized. Lineage: Eukaryota; Fungi; Basidiomycota; Agaricomycetes; Boletales; Pisolithaceae. Bases 81 to 563 code for a protein of 160 amino acids. The transcript is spliced from 6 exons. The record is from RefSeq and is a predicted model, not a curated record.